GCAUUGGCCAAAUUGAGAAAGUUUUGGGUUGAAGUCAAUUUCUUCUGGCGGACCUUUUGGGCACGCUCUUUGUUGUCCACAUGUUCCAAUGUUUUGAUUUUGCUGAUGUUCUGUCACCCGAGGUUUGAGAGAUUUGAGAGAUUUGGGAGGUUGAAGAGGUUAGAGCCAUAGAAAACCAUAAUAUAUGAAGUUAUCUAUGGUUAGAGCCAAGUCGCCAAAGUCUCUCAAGGUCAAGCGAGACGGUGGCCUUAAGAUGGCCUUGAAAUGCCCCCAUUUGGUUUUCGUCUACGGAUCGCUCAAACGUCAACAGCCCAAUCAUGAAGCUUGGUUGGCCAAUCCGGACAAAGGUCAAGCCGUCUUUCACGCCCAAGGUCAGACUGUCAAAGCUUUUCCCUUGAUCGUGGCCUCGCGUUAUAACAUACCUUACCUAUUGGAUGCCCCGGGAAUGGGACGACGGGUCCAAGGCGAAGUGUUCGCAGUGAAUGAUCUGAUGCUCCAGAAUCUUGAUAUUAUGGAGGACGUACCAGCUUUCUAUUCCCGAGGUCGUGCCUCCGUGGAACUGACGGAUAAGUCCUUGAUUGAAUGCUGGUUGUACACUCUGCCAGAUUACAAGGAAGAGCUCCUUCAAAACGAAUGCUUGGCCAAUUACGCAUCCGAAGAGUUGCCCUUGACGCCCUUCGUGCCCAGAGCCCUGCGUUCAACCACCGAUUUUUAUUGGGAGGUCAAGAAGACAGCGCGCAAGCCGGAUUCAUGAAUAGCUUCUAUUUGAUUCGGUUAAUAUCGCUAAGGUAACAAAGAACAAUGAUGGAAUAUGGUGUUCGUCCGCGAGAGCGUUCUUUGACGCCGACUCAGAAACGAUCAUAAUGCAUUUCGCUUCACGCCAUUCUUAUGUUAUCAUUUUUUAUCCAGCACAUUACAUUUCUUUACCAGUGUGA
Molecule: messenger RNA, 935 nt
Organism: Tigriopus californicus
Lineage: Eukaryota; Metazoa; Arthropoda; Copepoda; Harpacticoida; Harpacticidae
Product: putative gamma-glutamylcyclotransferase CG2811
Exons: 3
Coding region: 185-754 (189 amino acids)
Molecular function (GO): gamma-glutamylaminecyclotransferase activity
Source: RefSeq, a predicted model, not a curated record